CGCGAAAGCGGCCCAGCGCGGCGCCCUCACGUGUCCCUCCCGGCCCCGGGGCCACUCACGUUCUGCUUCCGCCCGACCCCUCCGACUUCCGGUAAAGAGUCCCUACCGCACCUCCGCGCUCCCCCGGCGCCUCGGCGCGCCCGGCCUCCGAUGCGCUCAGUGGCCGCAGCUCCUCGGAGUCCCGCGGCGGGCACCCAGUCUCGCCCCUUCGCCGCAGCCAACUGGCCCGGGUGGCGCUCGCUCCAGCGGCCGGCGCAGCGGAACGGGCGGGGCGGCGGUGGCGCGGCCUCUGGACAGUAUCCCUCCGCCGCCCCUCCCCCGCCCGGCCCUGGCCCCCCUCCCUCCCGGCAGCGCUCGCCUCCCUCCGCCUCAGACUGUUUUGGUUGCAACGGCAACGGCGGUGGCGCGUUCCGGCCCGGCUCCCCGCAGCUCCUCGGUCUCGGCGGGCCUCCCCGCCCCUUCGUCGUCCUCCUUCUCCCCCGCGGCAGCCCGGGUGCCCCCCCGGCCGCGCCAACCCGCGCCUCCCUGCUCGGCGCCCGCGCGUCCCCGCCGCGCUCCGGCGUCUCCUCGGCGCGCCCGGCUCCCGGCUGUCCCCGCCCGGCGUGCGAGCCGGUGUAUGGGCCCCUCACCAUGUCGCUGAAGCCCCAGCAGCAGCAGCAGCAGCAGCAACAGCAGCAGCAGCAGCAGCAGCAGCCGCCCGCGGCUGCCAAUGUCCGCAAGCCCGGCGGCAGCGGCCUUCUAGCGUCGCCCGCCGCCUCGCCUUCGCCGUCGUCGUCCUCGGUCUCCUCGUCCUCGGCCACGACUCCCUCCUCGGCGGCCGCGGCGACCUCCGGCGGCGGUAGGCCCGGCCUGGGCAGAGGUCGAAACAGUAACAAAGGACUGCCUCAGUCUACGAUUUCUUUUGACGGAAUCUAUGCAAAUAUGAGGAUGGUUCAUAUACUUACAUCAGUUGUUGGCUCCAAAUGUGAAGUACAAGUGAAAAAUGGAGGUAUAUAUGAAGGAGUUUUUAAAACCUACAGUCCGAAGUGUGAUUUGGUACUUGAUGCUGCACAUGAGAAAAGUACAGAAUCCAGUUCGGGGCCAAAACGUGAAGAAAUAAUGGAGAGUAUCUUGUUCAAAUGUUCAGACUUUGUUGUGGUACAGUUUAAAGAUAUGGACUCCAGUUAUGCAAAAAGAGAUGCUUUUACUGACUCUGCUAUCAGUGCUAAAGUGAACGGCGAACACAAAGAGAAGGACCUGGAGCCCUGGGAUGCAGGCGAACUCACAGCCAAUGAGGAACUUGAGGCUUUGGAAAAUGACGUAUCUAAUGGAUGGGAUCCCAAUGAUAUGUUUCGAUAUAAUGAAGAAAAUUAUGGUGUAGUGUCUACAUAUGAUAGCAGUUUAUCUUCAUAUACGGUGCCCUUAGAAAGAGAUAACUCAGAAGAAUUUUUAAAACGGGAAGCAAGGGCAAACCAGUUAGCAGAAGAAAUUGAGUCAAGUGCCCAGUACAAAGCUCGAGUGGCCCUGGAAAAUGAUGAUAGGAGUGAGGAAGAAAAAUACACAGCAGUUCAGAGAAAUUCCAGUGAACGUGAGGGGCACAGCAUAAACACUAGGGAAAAUAAAUAUAUUCCUCCUGGACAAAGAAAUAGAGAAGUCAUAUCCUGGGGAAGUGGGAGACAGAAUUCACCGCGUAUGGGCCAGCCUGGAUCGGGCUCCAUGCCAUCAAGAUCCACUUCUCACACUUCAGAUUUCAACCCGAAUUCUUGUUCAGACCAAAGAGUAGUUAAUGGAGGUGUUCCCUGGCCAUCGCCUUGCCCAUCUCCUUCCUCUCGCCCACCUUCUCGCUACCAGUCAGGUCCCAACUCUCUUCCACCUCGGGCAGCCACCCCUACACGGCCGCCCUCCAGGCCCCCCUCGCGGCCAUCCAGACCCCCGUCUCACCCCUCUGCUCAUGGUUCUCCAGCUCCUGUCUCUACUAUGCCUAAACGCAUGUCUUCAGAAGGGCCUCCAAGGAUGUCCCCAAAGGCCCAGCGACAUCCUCGAAAUCACAGAGUUUCUGCUGGGAGGGGUUCCAUAUCCAGUGGCCUAGAGUUUGUAUCCCACAACCCACCCAGUGAAGCAGCUACUCCUCCAGUAGCAAGGACCAGUCCCUCGGGGGGAACGUGGUCAUCAGUGGUCAGUGGGGUUCCAAGAUUAUCCCCUAAAACUCAUAGACCCAGGUCUCCUAGACAGAACAGUAUUGGAAAUACCCCCAGUGGGCCAGUUCUUGCUUCUCCCCAAGCUGGUAUUAUUCCAACUGAAGCUGUUGCCAUGCCUAUUCCAGCUGCAUCUCCUACGCCUGCUAGUCCUGCAUCGAACAGAGCUGUUACCCCUUCUAGUGAGGCUAAAGAUUCCAGACUUCAAGAUCAAAGGCAGAACUCUCCUGCAGGGAAUAAAGAAAAUAUUAAGCCCAAUGAAACAUCACCUAGCUUCUCAAAAGCUGAAAACAAAGGUAUAUCACCAAUUGUUUCUGAACAUAGAAAACAGAUUGAUGAUUUAAAGAAAUUUAAGAAUGAUUUUAGGUUACAGCCAAGUUCUACUUCUGAAUCUAUGGAUCAACUACUAAACAAAAAUAGAGAGGCAGAAAAAUCAAGAGAUUUGAUCAAAGACAAAAUUGAACCAAGUGCUAAGGAUUCUUUCACUGAAAAUAGCAGCAGCAACUGUACCAGUGGCAGCAGCAAGCCGAAUAGCCCCAGCAUUUCCCCUUCAAUACUUAGUAACACGGAGCACAAGAGGGGACCUGAGGUCACUUCCCAAGGGGUUCAGACUUCCAGUCCAGCAUGUAAACAAGAGAAAGAUGAUAAGGAAGAGAAGAAAGACACAGCUGAGCAAGUUAGGAAAUCAACAUUGAAUCCUAAUGCAAAGGAGUUCAACCCACGUUCCUUCUCUCAGCCAAAGCCUUCUACUACCCCAACUUCACCUCGGCCUCAAGCACAACCUAGCCCAUCUAUGGUGGGUCAUCAACAGCCAACUCCAGUUUAUACUCAGCCUGUUUGUUUUGCACCAAAUAUGAUGUAUCCAGUCCCAGUGAGCCCAGGCGUGCAACCUUUGUACCCAAUACCUAUGACGCCCAUGCCAGUGAAUCAAGCCAAGACAUAUAGAGCAGUACCAAAUAUGCCCCAACAGCGGCAAGACCAGCAUCAUCAGAGUGCCAUGAUGCAUCCAGCGUCAGCAGCGGGCCCACCGAUUGCAGCCACCCCACCAGCUUACUCCACGCAAUAUGUUGCCUACAGUCCUCAGCAGUUCCCAAAUCAGCCCCUUGUUCAGCAUGUGCCACAUUAUCAGUCUCAGCAUCCUCAUGUCUAUAGUCCUGUAAUACAGGGUAAUGCUAGAAUGAUGGCACCACCAACACAUGCCCAGCCUGGUUUAGUGUCUUCUUCAGCAACUCAGUACGGGGCUCAUGAGCAGACGCAUGCGAUGUAUGCAUGUCCCAAAUUACCAUACAACAAGGAGACAAGCCCUUCUUUCUACUUUGCCAUUUCCACGGGCUCCCUUGCUCAGCAGUAUGCGCACCCUAACGCUACCCUGCACCCACAUACUCCACACCCUCAGCCUUCAGCUACCCCCACUGGACAGCAGCAAAGCCAACAUGGUGGAAGUCAUCCUGCACCCAGCCCUGUUCAGCACCAUCAGCACCAGGCCGCCCAGGCUCUCCAUCUGGCCAGUCCACAGCAGCAGUCAGCCAUUUACCACGCGGGGCUUGCACCAACUCCACCCUCCAUGACACCUGCCUCCAACACGCAGUCGCCACAGAAUAGUUUCCCAGCAGCACAACAGACCGUCUUUACGAUCCAUCCUUCUCACGUUCAGCCGGCGUAUACCAACCCACCCCACAUGGCCCACGUACCUCAGGCUCAUGUACAGUCAGGAAUGGUUCCUUCUCAUCCAACUGCCCAUGCGCCAAUGAUGCUAAUGACGACACAGCCACCCGGCGGUCCCCAGGCCGCCCUCGCUCAAAGUGCACUACAGCCCAUUCCAGUCUCGACAACUGCGCAUUUCCCCUAUAUGACGCACCCUUCAGUACAAGCCCACCACCAACAGCAGUUGUAAGGCUGCCCUGGAGGAAACGAAAGGCCAAAUUCCCUCCUCCCUUCUACUGCUUCUACCAACUGGAAGCACAGAAAACUAGAAUUUCAUUUAUUUUGUUUUUAAAAUAUAUAUGUUGAUUUCUUGUAACAUCCAAUAGGAAUGCUAACAGUUCACUUGCAGUGGAAGAUAUUUGGACCGAGUAGAGGCAUUUAGGAACUUGGGGGCUAUUCCAUAAUUCCAUACGCUGUUUCAGAGUCCCACAGGUACCCCAGCUCUGCUUGCCGAAACUGGAAGUUAUUUAUUUUUUAAUAACCCUUGAAAGUCAUGAACACAUCAGCUAGCAAAAGAAGUAACAAGAGUGAUUCUUGCUGCUAUUACUGCUUAAAAAAAAAAAAAAAAAAAAUCAAGACUUGGAACGCCCUUUUACUAAACUUGACAAAGGUUCAGUAAAUUCUUACCGUCAAACUGACGGAUUAUUAUUUAUAAAUCAAGUUUGAUGAGGUGAUCACUGUCUACAGUGGUUCAACUUUUAAGUUAAGGGAAAAACUUUUACUUUGUAGAUAAUAUAAAAUAAAAACUUUAAAAAAAUUUAAAAAAUAAAAAAAGUUUUAAAAACUGA
This is a messenger RNA of Macaca mulatta (Rhesus monkey), 4666 nucleotides long. RefSeq names its product ataxin 2 (gene ATXN2). Gene Ontology annotation, biological process: cytoplasmic stress granule assembly. Gene Ontology annotation, cellular component: cytoplasmic stress granule. Gene Ontology annotation, molecular function: mRNA binding. NCBI's taxonomy places the organism in Eukaryota, Metazoa, Chordata, Mammalia, Primates, Cercopithecidae. The record is from RefSeq and is a predicted model, not a curated record.